CUUCUUUUCUUUUGUGGCCUAACUCCAACCAACCCAGUUGAAUACUCUCACAUUCCAAUGCUUUUCUUCUGGAUAACUUGCUUCUCUAUCAUUCUACUCUGCAAAUCCUUUCUCAAGCCACUCCCAACUUGGACAAGGAAGAUGAACUUUUUUCCACCAUCCUGGUUUUUGAGACUACUGUCCCCAUUUUUCACCUCAAGGUUCAAAAAUAGAACAAAGACUGCUAUUAGUUUCCUUCAAGUUCUAAAGUACAAGAUUGGUCCAAAACCAAAAGCAGAAAAUGUAGAAGAGAAAGAAGAAAUUUCGUUAUUGGAUUUGCCUGAUUUGGCCUUGGAAUGCAUUCUUGAAAGGCUUUCGCCACCCGGGCUAUGUAGCAUGGGGGCAGUAUGCUGUUCAUUGAGAGAGAGAUGCAGAAUUGAUCACUUAUGGGAGAGACACAUGAAACAGAAAUGGAGUAGAGUGAUUGGUGAUGCUGCCUUGAGGGAAUGGCAACGCCACAUUGCUUCAAGAAAGAGAGAAACCAUCUUGGAUUGCAAGAAGGAAAACAAAGGAUUACUUGGGAAAUUUUCCAGUGUCUGGUCUAUUUUUAGGAAUAGAUCAGAGUUGGAUGGCAGUCGUGAGCAGGGGAGUUCUUUGCCUGUUGAUUCCAUCAUGUCUCAGUAUCUUUCUCUUGAAAGGGGCAAGUUCUGGUUCCCUGCUCAGGUCUAUAACCGUGAGAAUGGGCUUGUUGGAUUUAUGCUGUCGUGUUACGAUGCUGAACUUCGCUAUGAUCAUCGCACAGACACCUUUAGAGCAAGGUACUCAUCACAUGGACGACAAAUUAUAGAGGACAAUGUCGAGUGGAAUAGGCUAAGACCACCGGCUGUCAAUACUCCACCAACUGUUCUUCAUGUAUCUGACUGUCUAAAUGAUUUAAAACCAGGAGAUCACAUUGAAAUUCAGUGGAGACGAAACAAAGAGUUCGCUUAUGGUGUGUCUUUUGGAGCGUACUACCUUUAAAGAUCGAAUCUGUCAAAAUUGGAGACUUUUUUUUCUUGAAUUGGUCACGAUGAUGUUUUCUAGUUGCACUAAUAGAUGGGGGCUCAAUAAUCUUUGCUACAUUUAUCGCAGGUUGGUGGUAUGGAGUUGUUAGACAUUUGGAAUUGUGUGACGGGAGCGAAUUUCAUUGCCAAUGUGACAGUAGUGACACAGUAACACUGGAGUUCAAGCAGUACGCCCCUGGCUCACGAUGGAGACGAACAAUGAUAAAUAGGAAGGAUCAUCGAGAAGUAGGCAAUGAAGCAGACGGGUUUUGUGGAGGAAUCAGAAAGCUUUACGACGAAGAAGAGGUCUCAAUGUGGAAGCAACACUGGCCGACACAAGCCUCACAAUAGUUUUGCACACAUCCCUUAAUCAUCACUCAUAGCUCCUCUAGAAGGAAGUAUUGUUUCUAACUAUAUAUAAAACCUUUAGGAUGUGAUAAUUAGGCUUCUGUUUUUGUUUAGUUAGAUGCUGAGGCAUUGGAUGUAGUCUAAUAAAAUGUACAAGUCUACAAGGAUAUCUAAAUUUCUAAUGAAUAAUAUAAUUCUAGGUCGGAAAAACAAAUCUACUCUUAAUGUUUCAGAUGUC
Molecule: messenger RNA, 1608 nt
Organism: Ilex paraguariensis (yerba mate)
Lineage: Eukaryota; Viridiplantae; Streptophyta; Magnoliopsida; Aquifoliales; Aquifoliaceae
Source: the annotation of a GenBank genome assembly